AUGAGUGAGGAGGAGGAGAAGACGAAAGAACAACAAAAACUCAAACGUCUCGGCGUGGAAACGAACUCACAUCCGACCUCGUGGCACGGCGCGUUCAGUUGCUCCGCGUGCGCGAGGAAAAGACUCCCGGCGUGCGAGUUCAGCCACGCGCAAGUGAAGAAGAAACGAGCGAACGAAAACGCCUCGCUCGUGUGCUUACGAUGCAGCGAACGCGAGGAAGAAGAGACGAUACAGACGACGACGAUGGCAGGAUUGAAGAUCGACGAGGAGAAUAAAGGGAGCGCGUUACACGAGUGUUCAAAGUGUAAAGAGCGAAAACCGGAAACGGAGUUCGCGCGUUCCCAGUUGAGAAAUAAAGGUCCAGGGAAGCAAAAGUGCUCCAAGUGCGCGAGCGAGGCGGACGCGAUUGCAAAUCCGAAGGGAGAGGACGUGAAGAAGUUAUUAGAGGAAGCGAGAGAGCAGUCGAGGAAAGCGGAGUUGACGAACGCGCCGGAUAAGCUGAAAAUAUUCGCGAGAGAGGCGGCUUUGGAAGCGCAAGCGGUGACGGGUUUGAAGCCGAAAAAGAUAGGCGGCGGGAGAGGAAGAGGAAGAGGCGGGAGAAUUGGAGGAGGGAGAGGACGGUAG
Molecule: messenger RNA, 624 nt
Organism: Bathycoccus prasinos
Lineage: Eukaryota; Viridiplantae; Chlorophyta; Mamiellophyceae; Mamiellales; Bathycoccaceae
Exons: 1
Coding region: 1-624 (207 amino acids)
Source: RefSeq, a predicted model, not a curated record